AUGGGUCGAGUAGAUUUUGAUGACAAAAGCAGCUGGGAGUAUCUCUUCAAGGAUUAUUGGACUGAUUUAAAAGAGAGGUUAUCUCUAACACCAGAAGAGCUUGAUCAAGCUAAAAAUCCUUGGAGAGGUUCUGAUUCACAUGCUGGGAAGCAGGAAUUGGCUGAUGAACUUUACGACGUGCAUAAUGAUGGAGGAUCAGGAUCAGACAGUUUUGAAAAUGCAGAAAAGGAAGCCCAAAAAACGGUUGAGGUCUCGCGCAAAGGAGAGAGAUUCACCAGGCUCAGCAUCAGGGGCUGGGGGGAAUCUGCAGAUGAAAGUGUUGAGUGGGCAUCGAAGGAGCUUUUGGAGUUUGUUAUGCACAUGAAGAACGGUGAUAAAUCUGCCUGUUCUCAAUUUGAUGUACAGGCUCUGCUACUUGAAUACAUAAAAAGGAACAAACUUCGUGAUCCUCGGCGCAAAAGUCAAAUAAUAUGUGAUUCUAGGCUUGAGAAUUUGUUUGGGAAACCACGUGUGGGCCAUUUUGAAAUGUUAAAGCUUCUUGAAUCUCAUUUUCUUUUGAAAGAUGAUUCGCAGGCAGAUGAUGUUCAAGGGAGUGUUGUUGAUACUGAAGCUAAUCAGUUGGAGGCUGAUGAGAACUAUGAUGCUCUUACGAAGGCAAGUAAAGAUAAGCGACGAAAAUCACGUAAAAAGGGCGAGGGGAGAGGACUGCAAUCUAAUGUUGAUGACUAUGCAGCAAUCGAUAUGCACAAUAUCAAUUUAAUUUACUUGCGACGUAGUUUGCUCGAAGGUCUAAUUGAAGAUACAGAAGCAUUUCAUGAUAAAGUUGUCGGAUCUUUUGUGAGAAUAAGAAUAUCUGGCAGUGCUCAAAAGCAAGAUUUAUAUCGGCUGGUCCAAGUCAUAGGUACAAGCAAAGCUGCCGAGCCUUAUAGAGUUGGCAAAAAGAUGACAAGCUUUAUGCUGGAAAUAUUAAAUUUAAACAAGACAGAGCUUGUAUCAAUUGAUAUAAUCUCAAAUCAAGAAUUCACAGAGGAUGAGUGCAAGCGUCUGCGUCAGAGCAUAAAAUGCGGACUUAUCAAUCGGUUGACUGUGGGUGACAUUCAGGAAAAGGCCAUGGCAAUACAGGCAGUCAGAGUUCAGGAUUCGUUAGAAGCAGAGAUAACACGUCUCAGUCAUCUCCGUGAUCGAGCUAGCGAUAUGGGACACAGAAAGGAAUAUCCUUUGCUCUUGAAAGAAUGCGUAGAGAAGUUGCAGCUUCUAAAGACACCUGAGGAGCGCCAGCGUAGAUUGGAAGAAAUUCCAGAAAUACAUGCUGACCCAAAUAUGGAUCCAAGUCAUGAGUCUGAUGAAGAUGAAGGUGAAACAGAAGAUAAUAGACAAGAGAACUCUCUCAGACCAAGAGGUAGUGGCUUUAGCAGGAGAGGGAGGGAGCCAAUGUCCCCCCGAAAGGGAGGUUUUGCUUCAAAUGAUACGUGGGGUGGAUCAAGGAGUUACUCAAGCAUGAAUCGGGAGCUAAGCAGAAAUAUGUCUGAUAAAGGUUUCUUGAACAAAGGGGAUGAUGUUGGAGCUGGUGAGGCUGCGAAUGAGAAUUUGUGGGGUCAAGGAAGAGAGAAACAAACACAGCAGUCCCAGAGUUGGGAAAUGCCAAAAACUGCUUCAAAUGCAUCUCAGACUACGAAUUCUAUGGUAAUAUCAGAAUCUGUUCCUAGGGUUGUGCCGGAGAUUUCACCUGCAACUCCCUCUACAGUGGUUGCACAAUCUGCUGCUAAAGUGAAUGAAGCAGAAAAAAUAUGGCACUAUCAGGAUCCAUCUGGAAAAAUUCAAGGACCAUUUUCCAUGGUGCAGCUGCGGAAAUGGAAUAAUACUGGAUAUUUCCCUACUGAUUUGAGGAUAUGGAGAAAUACUGAGACGAAAGACGACUCCAUACUUUUGUCUGAUGCACUGACUGGAAAUUUCCAGAGAGAUGCUCCGGCAGCGGAUGGUAGUUUUCUGAAGACUCCAUUAGUCCAGAGUCUGCAUUUACCAUCUUCAUAUACAGGGAAUGUUGCCCAAGCUGCUCCAGCUCCAGUUGAGGUCCCCAAGUACUCUACAGAUAGGUGGGGUUCUGGGACAAAUCUCCCAUCUCCUACUCCAGGACAAACUGCCACAAGCUUGACAAAGGGGCAAGUGUUUGAAAGCCAAUGGUCACCAACUCCUGCUCAACCUGUGGGUUCUGUCUUAGGAGCCAACCAAUCGUCGGGUGGCAAUGUAGAACUGCAACGUGCUACUGUUAUCUCUGGGACUCCAUCAAAAAUGUCUCAUGGAGUGAGCCCAGUGCCUAAGCUAGAAACAGGCAUGCUUUCGAGUUCUUCAAAUGCUCCUCAAAUGCAUUCUCAAUCAAUGUUGCCAGGUGAAUCACCGAAGGUACAGGUUAAUACCCAUCUGCAUUCAGCACUUGAUUCUAGUGGAGCUUCAGUUAAUGCAGCUGUUGAUAUGAGAAGUCUCCAGAACCUGGUUCAGCCGGUGACUAGUGGUAACUCUUUUGUUGGGACACAUGGAUGGGGGCCUGGUUCAAUUUCAAGGCCAGAAAUGAAUGCCUCACAUGCUGCAGUAGCUGGGACUGGAUCUCAAGCAUGGGGAAGUACCCAAUCCCAGAAACCAGAGGCAAAUAAUCUGGUUUCUAUGUCCUCACAGCCCAGUGCUUAUGGUAACUGGGGCAAUGCACCAACCACUUUCCAGAACCCCACUUCAUCCUUGACCACAGGAAAUCCAAGUGGGGUUUCCCCCAUGCCAGGCACUGGCACCAAUCCGUGGAGAGCUCCUGUUCCUGGACCGUCAAACAUUCAACCUUCUGCUCCUUCCAGCGGACCAUGGGGCAUGGUUAUUACAGACAACCAAAGUGUUGCUCCAAGGCAAGGGUCAGAAAAUCAAAAUACUGGUUGGGGACCAAUUCCAGGAAAUCAAAACAUGGGCUGGGGAGUAUCCUUACCUGCAAAUUCAAAUCCAGGUUGGGUUGGGCCUGGUCCAGUCCCAGCAGCUGGAAAUGCAAACCCCGCUUGGGUUGCUCCAGUUCAGGGACAAGCAGCACCGGGAAAUGCAAAUCUUGGUUGGGUUGCUCCUGUUCAGGGGCAAGCUCCUGGAAAUGCAUUUUCAGGCACAUGGGGAAGUGACAUGAAGCAAAAUGGAGAUAGAUUUUCGGGCCAGAAGGAAAGAGGUUCACAUGGUGGAGAUUCUGGUUAUGGUGGAGGCAAACCAUGGAAUAGGCAGUCGUCAUUUGGCAGAAGUGGCGACUCUUCCAGACCUCCAUUUAAAGGGCAGAGAGUGUGCAAAUACCAUGAACAUGGGCAUUGCAAAAAAGGAGCUUCAUGCGCAUGGCUGUAUGCCCUCCCAUUCUGUUUAACAGUUUAUUUGAAUGCUUGUACUAGAUGCUUGGGAUCAUUUGGUCCGCUUCCAUAUAAAGUUAGGACCCUUUUGGUUUGGAUAGCAGCUAGAAAUUUAAUGGCUCUUUGCAAUCGAGUGGUUAAAUCAGGCGUUAAUUCUGCGAUUUUCUUUGCAAAAUCUCGAGCGAUUAACACUUCUUCGUCGUCGAGUUCAUUUUGUAACAGAUUUGAUUACCGGCAUAUUUCGCAGCUCGUUAAACCUAACAAUAAACGCGCAUUUCUCGUUGACACAUUAGCACUGGUGAGAGGAUUGGAAGCACAAGGCGUACCGUCAAAGCAAGCGGAGGCGAUAACGGCUGCGAUUACUGAAGUGUUGAAUGAUAGUUUGGAAAAUGUCUCUCAUUCUUUUGUUUCUAAGUCAGAAAUGCAGAAGAGUGAAAUGAUUCAAGAAUCGAAUCUGUCCAAGUUUAAGUCUGAAGUACAGAGUUCUCAGGAGCAUCAUUUUUCUAUGUUGCAACGGGAGACUGAAAAAUUACGAGGUGACAUAGAGAAAAUGCGCAGUGAACUGAGAUAUGAAAUCGAUAAGGUCACUGCUGGACAGCGUUUGGAUUUGAAUCUUGAAAGAGGGCGCAUACGUGAUGAGCUGGCAAAUCAGAAUGCAGAAACCACCAAUCUCACAAACAAGCUCGACCGGGAAAUUCAUGCAUUGAGAGCCCACUUGGAAGCAGCAAAAUACGAUGUGAUUAAAUACUGCAUAGGUACACUGGUCUCCAUAUGUGCAGUUGGCAUUGCAACAGUCCGUAUCUUGUUAUAG
Dovyalis caffra is the source of this 4170-nucleotide messenger RNA. The record is from the annotation of a GenBank genome assembly. NCBI's taxonomy places the organism in Eukaryota, Viridiplantae, Streptophyta, Magnoliopsida, Malpighiales, Salicaceae.